AUGUGGUUAGUUGCGAAAAACAGUUCCCUGCUGUUGCCUGAUCUGACGCUGAUCAUUUUGCAUAUUGCCUUAAGAAAUUUAAGGGUGUUGGGGUCCAUCGGGCCAAGAACCUCGAUGCAUAUUGGCAAGAAUUCCAUCGAGGGGAGGGCGUUCCCAUAUUUUUUUCAUUUCCUCGUCCACUGCCCUGGCCGCGGCCAAACCGCAUUCUUUACUUGUCAGGUUUACGUAUCGUUCGGCGAGGGUGCCAGGGACCGUAACAUCCCACGCCAAACAUCUGCCGGCUUUCCAAGGUAUUACCAUCAUGCGCAGAAAUGCCGGAUGGGCGGUGCGCAGGGCUCCGUCAAAUUCGCCCAAUUUAGAAGGGUCAAUGUGUUUAGAUGUACGCAGGAAGUACAUCAAUUUGGGCAAACUGAGGGCAUUGCGGAUAAUAGUCAAGGCAUCAUGGGCCGAAAGACAAGAAACACGACCCAGGGCAAAUUUAAGCUCUGA
Helobdella robusta is the source of this 489-nucleotide messenger RNA. RefSeq lists its product as hypothetical. NCBI's taxonomy places the organism in Eukaryota, Metazoa, Annelida, Clitellata, Rhynchobdellida, Glossiphoniidae. The record is from RefSeq and is a predicted model, not a curated record. The transcript is spliced from 2 exons. The coding region runs from base 1 to 489 and encodes 162 amino acids.